AUGCGAAAGCGCGCACAUGACGUCACAGGCCAACUCAUGUUAAGACCCAUUGUCAACAUCUCUGCGACUCCAGAAAACAAAAGUUUUCCCAUUAGUACCAACAUAACGCUGAAUUGUAAAGCGGAGCCAAGAACGAAAGAUGAAGAAUAUAUAGACAGAUGGGUCGAGUAUAUCAAGUGGUACGAUCCACGAGGUGGAGGCGGUAGAGUUACGUGUAAGCAGCCUUCAAAAGCCCCUGCCGGAUACACCUGCCCUCUGGUACUUAAAAAUCUGACGGUGGACGAAUCUGGCCGCUACAUUUGUCAAGCAGGCAAUGGAUACCAUCGCCAUUGCACAAGGAAAUCAUUUGAGUUAAGGAUCCUAGGUGCUACGCUAAAGUUAAUAGGAGUUCCUCGGGACCAAAGGGCUGAUAUAGGGGCCAAUGUAACUUUCACCUGCACUUCCAAAGGUUUUCCUAGACCAAACAUAUCAUGGAUCAAGAACAACGCUUCAUUUACCUUACAGUCCAACCCAAGGCUCAAGCUUAUUAACCAUCUUCUGGAUUACAAAAGCAUACAAAGCCAGCUGUUCAUGUCAGGAGUGAGCAAGGAAGAUUUUGGUGGAUAUCAAUGCGAGGCAAAAAACAUCGUUGGAAAAAAAUUGUCCUUCCCUGCUUUUCUUACCCUGAAAGAAUUUUCAGGUGCCCAAGUACCGGAGAUUGUUGAAGGUCCAAAGAACCAGAGUGUCUCGAUCAGUUCCAAUGUUAUUUUCAAUUGCACUGCUAAGGGUUUUCCGAGGCCAACCAUCAACUGGGUAAAGGACAACACUUCACAUUCCUUAAAAUCUAACCCCAGAGCAAGAGUCAUUCAAAAUAACCGAACGAUUCGCAGCCAGCUGUUAAUUACAGGGGUAGAUAUGGAAGAUUAUGGAGAAUACCACUGCAUUGCAAAUAAUAGCAUUGGAAGAAGCCAAUCAAGAGUGGCUGUAUUGAAGAGAGAUUCCAAAAAUGAAGAACAAAACUCAGCACCUCCUCUGACAGCAAUUGCUGUAUUCUGUGCUUUGGUAGCUGCACUUAUUUGUUUACUCACNGCACCUCUUUACGCCCCUUUCCAGUCUUGA
Stylophora pistillata is the source of this 1098-nucleotide messenger RNA. RefSeq names its product fibroblast growth factor receptor 4-like. The record is from RefSeq and is a predicted model, not a curated record. NCBI's taxonomy places the organism in Eukaryota, Metazoa, Cnidaria, Anthozoa, Scleractinia, Pocilloporidae.